AUGGCUUCCACUCCCAGCUCCGCAAGUCCUGGUGAAGGUCCAUCAUCACGCCAUACUCCCUCCACGGCCUUCAUGUCAACGGUGCCAUCACCCCCAAAAGAGCUAUCGGAGAAAGAUAGAGAGAGUGACCCGCGAAGAUACAUGGGCUACCCGCGCUAUGUCAACGACAUAGCAUCCCAUUCUGCAUUUUGCUUCUUCCGUCGGUUCGAUCGCUUGAACACGCGUAUUAUCUUGAGGAUGCAGAACAAUCUGUCGCGUACCGAGAAAAGGCUGGAUCAGCUCGACGCUCGCUACAUGCAGCGCGGGUCUGAUGUGGUCGACAAUGGUACGUUUUGUUUGCACGACGAGGAUGAACGCGUGCCAGUUCUCGGCCUCGCCCAGACCCAGUUAAAGGAGUAUAACCAGUACAUGGCAUCUUAUCUGCAGCUUUGCGCGUGCGAUCCGGUCGAACAGAAUGACAUCACGAGCCUCCACACCUGGCAUGAGAACUAUAAGAACGCCAUAGUUCCCGAGGAGAAGGAAUACCUUGAUCAUGGAGACCUCUUUCCCGUUCGUAAACAGCCGCAAGUCUCCCCCUUGCUGCGGUUUCUCGACACGAAAGAGGGUUUCCGCCGCCUGAAACUGUGGGAGGUUGGGAAACCAAAGGCCGGCCUUCCACUUCCCGUCUCGCAGGAUAUUCGAUACUAUUCUUCUGAUCGCAAGGAGCGGGCGGGUGCCUGGCUCUUUUCCAUCCUCGGGCUAUUGAUGAUAGUGGGCCCGGCAUGGGGCCUGGCCUACAUUCCCUCGAAAGCCGGGAGGUUGGGGUUGAGUACGUGCUCUGCUAUUUUGUUCUUCGGGCUUGUGGGGAUAGCUUCAACUGCAAAGCUGCAGGAGGCACUGGCAGCUGCAGCUACAUAUUUUGCAGUGCUGAUGGUCUUCAUUGGGCGUUGA
This is a messenger RNA of Aspergillus versicolor CBS 583.65, 930 nucleotides long. RefSeq lists its product as uncharacterized. Lineage: Eukaryota; Fungi; Ascomycota; Eurotiomycetes; Eurotiales; Aspergillaceae. Bases 1 to 930 code for a protein of 309 amino acids. The record is from RefSeq and is a predicted model, not a curated record. The transcript is spliced from 4 exons.